Cinclus cinclus is the source of this 792-nucleotide messenger RNA. Its product is annotated as protein-lysine methyltransferase METTL21E-like. Gene Ontology annotation, cellular component: cytoplasm; cytosol. Gene Ontology annotation, molecular function: protein-lysine N-methyltransferase activity. The transcript is spliced from 4 exons. The record is from RefSeq and is a predicted model, not a curated record. Bases 34 to 792 code for a protein of 252 amino acids. Lineage: Eukaryota; Metazoa; Chordata; Aves; Passeriformes; Cinclidae. Gene Ontology annotation, biological process: peptidyl-lysine methylation.
UGUGUUUCUCUGUCCUAGGGUUUGUGACAUAGUAUGGAUUUGAUAUCAUCACAGCAUAAUCAUCUACAAAAUCAACAGGUCAGAAAAUUUGAAAGACAAGAAGGGGAAAAAGAAGAUGAACAGAUAGUUGCAGAAAUCAUGGGGAGGCGUUUUUUCCCCGAUGUUAUAACUUAUAAGACCUGGGAAGGCUUUCACUUUGCUGGCCAUGAGAUAAGAAUUACAGAAGCCACUGAUUGUUACGGAGCAGUCGUCUGGCCAUCGGCUCUUGUUCUGUGUUAUUUUUUGGAAACUAAUUCUAAACAAUGCAAUUUGGUUGACAAAAAUGUGAUUGAAAUUGGAGCUGGAACUGGCUUGGUCUCCAUAGUAGCCAGUUUGCUGGGUGCCUUUGUGACUGCCACAGAUUUACCAGAACUACUGGGAAACCUUCAGCACAAUGUUCUCCAAAAUACAAAGCAAAAAUGCAAGCACCAGCCUUGUGUUAAGGAGUUGUCUUGGGGAAUUGAUCUGGAAAAGAACUUUCCUAGGUCUUCAUGUCACUUUGACUACAUUAUGGCUGCUGAUGUAGUUUACCACCAUCCAUUCCUGGAUGAACUCCUCCUAACUUUUGAUCACCUUUGCAAGGAUGAUACUAUUAUUCUGUGGGCCAUGAAAUUUAGGUUGGAGAAUGAGAACCGAUUUGUGGACAGAUUUCAGAUGCUGUUUGACUUAGAGAUGAUUUCUAAUUUUCCUAGUUUGAACAUAGCCUUGUAUAAAGCAGUGAGGAAAGGCAGACCUUCCAAACCGAAGAUCUGA